This is a messenger RNA of Peromyscus eremicus (cactus mouse), 1759 nucleotides long. Its product is annotated as POTE ankyrin domain family member B-like. Lineage: Eukaryota; Metazoa; Chordata; Mammalia; Rodentia; Cricetidae. Gene Ontology annotation, molecular function: protein binding. The coding region runs from base 157 to 1716 and encodes 519 amino acids. The record is from RefSeq and is a predicted model, not a curated record. The transcript is spliced from 18 exons.
UCUAUAACUGCCUGCUUCGGUUUGACUGGUCAAACCGUAGCCUCGCACUUGUGAGAGUCGCAGAGUUAGGCUCUGGUUGUUAGAUGGUCAGUGGUUAAAAGUUCAUCAUUUCCUAAAAUUACUUAGUGUUGAGUUGAUAGAAAGGUGGUCACUGCUAUGCUGUCCACCCUGAGGAAGCUCUUCUGCUUUAAGAAGGAGCCGAAAACCCCCUUGGGGUUUUGUGACGGCCCAAGCAGGGGAACGGGAUACUUGUCCUGCUUUCACUGUGGAACUGAAGACAGGUACCGCCAGCCUUAUGACCCUGAAAACCAAUUUCAUGAGGCAGUAUGCAUGGGAAAGCGCAAAGUGGUGGUGCGUCUCCUCAGGAAGAACCAAUUUCAUGUGAAUGAUGAGGAUGAAGGGAAACGAACUGCGCUCCACUUUGCAUGCUUCUAUGGCCAUAUCAAACUGGUUCGUUUUCUGUUAAGAUUUAAGGCCUGUGAGAUUAAUGCCCUUGACAAUCAAAUGUCCACACCACUAAUGAAGGCUGUACAAAGCUGGGAGACAGAGAUCGUGUCUGUCCUACUUGAUCGUGGAGCAGAUCCCAAUAUUAAAGAUUGCAAUGGAGAAGCAGCAAUCCACCAUGCAGUGUAUGUAGACAGGCCAGAUAUUGCCAGCAGUCUUCUUGAAUUUGGGGGAAACAUUGAAGAUACUACAAAGGAUGGGUUGACCCCUCUGCUGCUAGCACUCCGAGAAAGGAAACCCCGCAUGGCAGCAUACCUAAUCACACACGGUGCGAAUCUUCACGUAUCUGAUCAAUAUCUAAGAACAACACUCAUGUAUGCUGUUAGAUGGGAUUGUGAAAAUAUGGUUGAAAUUUUACUGAAGAAAGGUGUUGAUCACCAGUUAAAGGACACAUUUGGAUGGAGUGCUCUUUAUUAUGCCAUUAUGGGGAAACGCAAAACAAAAAUGGUGAUUAUUCAGCACGACUUAUUCCUCUGGAGACAACAAAAUACCUUCACACGAAAUCAGCCUGAAGAUGUCUUUUUAUCGGGACAUCACUUUGAAUCUGAGUCACUGAUUUCUGUGUGUGCAACAAUGGAGGACACAGCUAAUUUGAAAACUCAGCAAGAUAUUCCUGAGAAUAGUCUGAAAAGUGGUGUGGAUGACUUACCAAUAGCUUCCAAACAAUAUGAAAAUGUAGAAGAACAAGAAGAAGAACUAGAAUUAGAAACAAUACCGGAUUUAAAACUGGAAAAUGAAAAUGCUUAUAAUAAGAAUGAAGACUAUCAAAAGUUGAAAGCUGCCCAGUCAUCCAACAUAGGAAAUGGUCUAGAAGAAAAUGAAAUAAUUCAAGUUUGGGCUGAAAAAUGUCCACAUCCAGAGCUGAGGGAUGAUUGUCAUCUAGUCUCCAGAUCCAAGCCUGAAACACAGCAGUCUCAAACAGUUUGGGCUGAAAAAUGUCCACACCCAGAGCAGAGGGAUUAUUCUCAUCGAAUUUCCAAACCCAAGUCUGAAACACAGCAAUCUCAAGCAGUGUGGGCUGAAAAAUGUCCUCACUCAGAGCUGAGGGAUUAUUCACGUCCAAUCUCCAAACCUGAGUCUCUACCACACCAAUCUCAACCAGAUAUAAUAUUUUCAGAAGAACUAGAAGAAGAAAUAACAGAAUUUAAAGUGGAAAAUGAGAGAAGUUUUGAUAAGAGUGCAGAAAAUCAAGAAUUUGUACGUAAAAUUUAAAUUUAAAUUUCUCAUUUCCUAUUGUUUGCUUCAAUGACUUUGC